AAUAAAAUAAAAUCUGAACGAAGUAGACAGCCACAAUCAAGAAAUAUCCUUUCUUCGUAAGCUCUUUACAAUUAUCCUCAUUCCAUUCAGUGCUGCGAUUCAUUUUGCGAGUUUUUGAUCCGUAAUAAUCUUCGGCUUUGUAAGCAGCUACUUCUUCUUUGUUGCGAUUUUUUGCCUCCUUUGCUGUCGUUCGAAUGGAGGAUAGCGGUUCUAGUUUGUUGAAGUAAUCAAGUGGGAGCCGGAGAGCUAGGGUUAUAGUUUCGGAUGUUUAAGACGUGCAUGUAAGUUUCAUAAAAUGGAUGGAAUCAGUGGAACCCGGGGUGAAGGUGAGUCUUCGUCCGAAGUUAGUAUUAUCCCCUCCGGCUUGAAUCGGAUUAAGACUCGGCGAGUUUCUUCCAACGAUCAAACGAGUUCGAAACUAGAUGAGUCGACCGAGUCUCCGAGUUUUGGGGUCGCAUGGUCUACCCUGAAGCAAAAGCAAAAGACUAUGGCUCACGGACGUGGAAAGGCCAAUGGUUCUUCCAAAAAAGGACACCACAAGGGAAAGAAGAUAACCCGAUGGUUCAAGUCAUACCUUGGCAAGGAUUCAACUCAACCUUUCAGUAAUGUUCCUCCAAACAUUGAGGGUUGGAACUCAAAGACCAAGACACUUGACGAGAAUGGUCCUAUACAAUCUAAAGUAAGCAAUGAGAGAAGUCAUUUAGAUGGAAAGCAUUCUUCACGGGAGAGGGCAAGGUAUGGUAAAGUGUCAAAAGGGUUAAAAAGUUUUUCACAUGAACUAGGACCAAAAGGCGGCAUUCAACCCACCCAGCCUCGGGCUCACAGCUUCAGCAAUUUGGAGGAACUUUUGGGUUCUUUGCAUUCAAGAUUUGAUGCUGCCAAAGAAGUGGUGAAUGUGGAGCUGGCUAGUUUCUCAGGGGAUGUCCUGGAUGUUUUUGAUAAGAUUGACUCAUCCCUAGAGGGAGAAACAAUGGCAGAGGAUCUUCUGCUUCUUGCUAGGACGUGUAUGGAAAUGAACCCUUGUGAGUUUCGUGUCAAGUGUGAAACAAUUGUCCAAGAAUUGACUGAGAAAAGACAUCAGUGUCAAACAGGAAUGCUGAAGUGGCUGGUAACACGCAUGCUCUUCAUAUUAACACGGUGCACUAGGCUGUUGCAGUUCCAAAAAGAUAGGGAACCAAUAGAUGAGAAAUCUCUUCAUAAACUAAAGAAAUGUUUGGAAAGUAUUCCUGCUAUUGAAACAAGCUGGGUGCCCAAUCCCCAGAUUGCCGACUGUGGUUCACAUUAUGCUUUGAAUCAGAAGGAUGUUGUCAAACAUGAAUUGCAUCGAGAAAGUAAGCUAUGUUCUGUCCCGGAGGCAAGUUGUUGCAAUUCUUUAGAGCCAGAUGAUGAGAGUGACUCAAUUUCCAAGAAGGAUGUCAUGGUUUCGCAGCAAAAAUUGGCUGUUCAAACUGCCAAAACUGAUUUUCUUUCACCAGAGCAACAAUUUCAUCAAAUUGACAGUAGUUUUGGAAAAUUUAGAAAUAAUUGCAGUUCUGGGUCAUUUCAUGAGCAAGAAGAAAGCACAGAUGGAUCAGAGGCAGUACUCUGUCGGAUCUGUGAGGAAAUGGUUCCUACUUCUCAUCUGGAGUCACAUUCUUAUAUAUGUGCAUAUGCUGAUAAGUGUGACUUAAUUUAUCUAGAUGUAGAUGAGCGCCUUAUUAAACUUGCAGAGAUAUUGGAACAAAUCAUUGAGUCACGCAAUAAGAGUUUUCAUUCAUCUGAUGGCAGCCCUGAAAGCUCAAGAACAAAAACUACAAACUUGGCAAUUGCAUCUGAAGCAUAUUCUCCCAAGAUAUGUGAGUGGCGGAAUAAAGGUGUUGAAGGAAUGUUUGAGGAUAUACAUGAGAUGGACACAGCCUACAUAGAUGAUUCUCAUUCUGCUUCUAUGAACCUUAAGGGCCUUUUGGGUUUAAAGCUUGGCAACCACGGAACUUCCUCCUCAACUGGGAGCAUGACAUCAGUGUCGUCCACAAAUACACCUAGAGCUUGUCAUUUUGACUCCUGGUGGUUGGAGCACAAUAAUCCUUCUGCGCUGGAGGAUGUGCAACAGAUGAUUGACCUAGCGGACAUUGCCCGUUGUGUGGCAGGAACAGAUCUUUCAAAAGAAGGGUCCUAUGAAUUUUUGCUUGCCUGCACGCAUGACUUACAGGAUGUUUUACGCGAUAGCAAGCUGAAAGCUCUUGUAAUAGACACCUUUGGAGGCCGUAUUGAGAAGCUUCUGGGGGAGAAAUAUAUAAUUGCUUGUGAGCUAAUAGAUAUGAGAAGUCCAAAGAGUGAUAUCAAGAAUAAGGAAAGUUCUAGACAGCUGUUUGAUAAUGCAUCCCAAAGUACUGUUGAGACAACUGCUUUACAUUUCGUGCACAAAGAGCGGAUAAGCAUUGAUGACUUUGAGAUUAUCAAACCAAUUAGCAGGGGUGCUUUUGGUAAAGUCUUUCUUGCACGCAAGCGGACAACUGGAGAUUUUUUCGCAAUAAAGGUGCUGAAGAAAUUGGAUAUGAUACGAAAAAAUGAUAUUGAGCGGAUAUUGGCAGAGCGUAAUAUACUAAUAACUGUUCGGAACCCUUUUGUGGUUCGAUUUUUUUAUUCUUUCACAUGUAGAGAUAACCUCUACUUGGUUAUGGAAUAUCUGAAUGGAGGUGAUCUUUACUCUCUGCUCAGAAAUGUCGGUUGCCUUGAGGAAGAUGUAGCUCGUAUAUAUGUUGCAGAACUGGUUCUUGCUUUGGAGUACCUCCAUUCUCUUGGAAUUGUGCAUCGUGAUUUGAAACCUGACAACAUACUGAUUGCUCACGAUGGGCACAUUAAGCUUACAGACUUCGGACUAUCAAAGAUUGGCCUCAUAAAUAGCACAAUGGAGUUAUCAGGACCUCAGACAAUUGGAGCUGCUUCACCUGAUGUCCAUAACCCACAUGCUCAACAAACAGAGGAGAGAAGUCGGCACUCUGCUGUUGGGACGCCUGACUACUUGGCACCAGAAAUCCUUCUUGGAACUGAGCAUGGUUAUGCUGCUGAUUGGUGGUCAGUAGGAAUCAUCUUAUUUGAAUUGAUAACUGGAAUUCCCCCUUUCACUGCUGAACGUCCAGAGAAAAUAUUUGACAACAUUCUUAACAGAAAAGUCCCCUGGCCUUCAGUUCCCAGUGAUAUGACCUAUGAGGCCCAGGACCUAAUUAAUCGGUUUCUUAUACAUAAUCCAGAGCAGCGCUUAGGAGCAAAUGGAUCAGUAGAAGUAAAAGCAGAUCCUUUUUUCAGAGGAGUUAACUGGGACAACCUAGCAUUGCAGAAGAUCGGCUUCCUGUUGUGGGAGAUACUGAGCCGCAGGUUCAGCAUGUUUGGGAUGGGGUGAUGUGGAAUGUUGCUUUUCUUUGUCAACUGGUGAAUUAUGAAAUGUUUAAUAAAAUUGCUCAUUCUCGUGUGCAUUUAUGGGAGGGGCAUGAUGUCCUGAGUUGGCAGCAUACAGUGGAUGGUAAAUUUUCUACCAAAUCGGCCUGGCAAUUGGUUCGGAUUCAUGGAGAUGUUUGUCCAUGGAAGACGUGGUUAUGGCAAGAUCAUGUGCUAAAGAAGAUGUCUUUUUUAUGUUGGGGAGCACAACAAAAUGCCAUACCUGUGGAUGAAUCUAUCCAACAGCUUGGUAUUCCAAUUGCUUCUAAAUGUCAUUGUUGUGUGUCCAGCAAGGGUGAAUCUUUGGAUCAUGUGUUUUGUGAUGGGGAGGGUCCAAGGAAGGUUUGGGAUUUUUUUGCAGCUAUCUUUGGUAUUUGAUUACCUUAUACUCGGAUAUGGUCUGCUGUUUUGAGUAUUUGGUGGGGGCAAGCUUCUUCAUCUUCACAAGUUUGGUGGCUUCGUGGUAUUAUUCCUAUUUUUAUAUCUUGGGCUCUUUGGAGAGCACGUUGUGCGGUACAUAUGGAAGAUGUGAAAUAUGAUUGGAGGAAUAUUAUCCGAAGGGUAAAAGGUUUUGUUAUUGAUAUUUCAUUGUCAAUGAGGAAAUUCAAGGUGUUAGGCUCAAAGGACUUGCGUGUCUUGAGUGAGUUAAAUUGCCCAGUGGUGCUGAUUCUGGGGCAUAGGCCGAGUUUGAUUGCUUGGUCUCCACUGGAAGUGGGGGUGGUCAAGCUCAAUGUGGAUGGAGGUUCGCGUGGGAAUCCGGGUAUGUCUGGCGGAGGAGGCAUUCUCCGUAAUGUGCGGGGUCAGGUUCUUGGGGGGUUUUGCUCAUUGCUAUGGGCAUGCUACCAACACUAUUGCUGAAUGCCGAGCUUUUCUAGAUGGUCUUCGUUUUGUCAACAGUUGGGGUUGAGGGAUGUUUUGGUUGAGUUGGAUUCUAGUGUGGUGGUGGGUUGGUUUAUUUUGCGGUCUUGUACUUAUUGAUAUUUGUGGGAUUUUUGGGAAGAAGCUAAGUCUAUUAUCUCUUCUUUUAACAUUCAGUUAAAACAUGUGUUUAGAGAAGCUAAUAUGGUAGCUUAUUUUUUUAGCUAAGAUAGGGGGCUAAUGGUGGGAACUUGGAUUUUUUGGGUGAGAUGUGUGGACCAGGGAGAAUUAGGGGUCUUAUUCGUACAAAUAGAUUGGGUAUUCUGUAUGUUAGACGUUAGUUGAAUUGGGUCUUUUGCUUGGGGUUUUUUGAUGUAAUUAUGGUUGUUCUUCUGCCUAAGUGAGGGCUUUUAUUAAUAAAAAAAUAGUAGUUUCGAAAAAAAAAAAAAAAAAAACAAAUCUGUUUGGGG
Messenger RNA from Carya illinoinensis, 4742 nucleotides. RefSeq names its product probable serine/threonine protein kinase IRE4. The record is from RefSeq and is a predicted model, not a curated record. The coding region runs from base 296 to 3379 and encodes 1027 amino acids. Lineage: Eukaryota; Viridiplantae; Streptophyta; Magnoliopsida; Fagales; Juglandaceae. Gene Ontology annotation, molecular function: protein serine/threonine kinase activity; ATP binding. The transcript is spliced from 15 exons. Gene Ontology annotation, biological process: peptidyl-serine phosphorylation; intracellular signal transduction.